Aspergillus wentii DTO 134E9 is the source of this 1320-nucleotide messenger RNA. RefSeq names its product DNA repair protein RAD14 (gene rad14). The transcript has 3 exons. Gene Ontology annotation, cellular component: nucleotide-excision repair factor 1 complex. Lineage: Eukaryota; Fungi; Ascomycota; Eurotiomycetes; Eurotiales; Aspergillaceae. Gene Ontology annotation, molecular function: damaged DNA binding. Gene Ontology annotation, biological process: nucleotide-excision repair, DNA damage recognition; nucleotide-excision repair involved in interstrand cross-link repair; UV-damage excision repair. Bases 89 to 1213 code for a protein of 374 amino acids. The record is from RefSeq and is a predicted model, not a curated record.
CGAAAUCCCGCGAAUUCCGAGGAGUAUUGGGGCGAAGCAACGAUCUAUAAACAGCAAGAAAAAGAUCUGUCCACUGGAUUUGGAAGAAAUGGCGACCGACCGGCCUUCAACUCCUCCGCAGUCCGAGGCUGGGAAGCCCGGCGAACUUCCUCGAGGCCCUCUUACACCGGAACAGUUGCGGAGAAUUGAAGUCAACCGCAUGAAGGCUAAAGCCAUCCGAGAACAACGUGAGGCAGAGGAGGCAAAGAAGUCGACAGCCUCGAAUGUUCCCAACACCACGCAAAAUGCAAAAGGCGUCAAGCGGUCAUACGGCUCGAUGACAGCCUCCGACACACCUUCUACGGUUCGAGAUGGUCGCGCCAACACUUCGAAUCGACCCCUGGAUGCAAUCAAACCCGCCCGUAAUUUCACCAAAUAUGUCGAAUACGAUUUCAGUAAGAUGACGGAUACGAAGGGAGGGUUUUUGACUGAAGAGGACGAUCCAUUCAACAAGGCACUUCACGUGCGAGAUGGGAAAGCGGAGCAGAAACCGGCGAAUAUGACACAAAAGGAAUGGGAGCGGCAACAAUUACUUCAGGCCCUUCGUCGAGAUCGUGCAGGGCCCUUUGAGCCGGGGCUUAGCGUGCUUGAUGACGCUAGCAAGCAGAAAAAGUGUCGUGAAUGCGGGCGCCUGGAGAUUGAUUGGAAGUGGGAGGAGAUGCUACAUUGUUGCGUCUGCAACACCUGCAAAGAAAAAUAUCCGGAGAAGUACAGCUUGCUUACCAAGACUGAAGCAAAGGAGGACUACCUCUUGACAGACCCCGAACUUCGAGAUGAAGAGCUACUACCGCACCUUGAACGCCCAAACCCACACAAGUCGACAUGGAAUAACAUGAUGCUUUAUCUGCGUUACCAGGUCGAAGAGUAUGCGUUUUCACCGAAGAAAUGGGGUUCUGCGGAGGCUUUAGACGCCGAGUUUGAACGACGCGAGAAUGAUAAAAAGCGACGGCGCGAAGCCAAGUUCAAGACAAAACUUCAGGAUCUUAAAAAACGCACCAGGGUUGAUGCAUAUCGGCGGAACCGCCAAGGCGCUGCAGGAGGCCAAUUUGGCGAUGAUUUGGGAGGCGGAAGACAUGUUCAUCAAUGGGGCAGGUCCAUCGAAAAUCCAGAAACUGGAAUUGGAGUCAAGAAGUGCGUGGACUGUGGAAUGGAAGUGGAAGAACUAGAAUUUUGACAGAUCCUGCUUGUCCUGUCCUGUACAAUACCCUGUAGUGUUACUUUUGACGAGCCCAUGACUGAAUACGAUCAACAUGAAUAUAGACAGCAGAUAUCAUCAGCUGA